CGUCGGACAGCUGCUGGCCUCGCCUCUGCUCGCUGGGCUCUGCGCCUCCCGGGUGUCCCGCAGCCAGAGCAUGGCUAUACUCCACCAGAAGCCCGUGUUGGCCCUGACUAGAGUGUUCAGGAGGAACUGGCGCGCUCUGUGCAGCUCGGAAAGGACGACUCUCUGUGGAGCCGACUCCAUGCUCCUGGCGCUGCAGCUGGCCAUGGCAGAGAACAAUCAGUUGCACUACGGAGAAUUUGCAGUCUUGCUCAGCGAUGUCCUGAUGACGUGGAAAUACUUCCUGCAUGAGAAACUGGACUUACCUGUUGAAAAUAUGGUAGUGGUUGACCGUUAUGAGGACAUUAAGAAGACUUAUGAAGACUUCUUGAGGAAUAGUAAUAUGCUAGAUCUGAUUGAUGUUUAUAAAAAAUGUAGGAUUUUGACUUCUAAUUCUGAAAAUAAAGACAUUAUAGGCCCUAUUCAUCUGCGUGAUUUCCUGUCGGGCGGAGAGUGUGAAGGAGAUGAGGAAGCCCGUCUUUCUACCCCAGCAUCACCCCUGAACUGCAGGCAGGAGGAUGCCAAGGAGAAGCUACUAGCAAGGACAGUUUUCUUUUCAUAUUUAAACCUGCUGGUGAACUCCAAGAAUGACCUGGCACUGGCUCAUAUUCUCAAUAUUCCCGACAGAGGGCUGGGGAGAGAUGCCUUCACUGACUUGAAGCACGCUGCUCGAGAGAAGCAGAUGUCUAUCUUUUUGGUGGCCACGUCUUUUAUUAGAAGUAUCGAGCUUGGAGGGAAAGGCUAUGCACCCUCGCCUUCUGACCCGCUCAGGACGCAUGUGAAGGGAUUGUCUAAUUUUAUUAAUUUAAUUGACAAACUACAUGAGAUUCUUGGAGAAGAGCCAAACCCAAGCAUCGCAGGGGGGCGGUUACUGUCGGUAAUAAAGACGCAGCUGAUUAAAGGCCGAAGCAGCGAGGCUUCAUUCUGCAAAGCGGUAGAAGAAGUUGCUCAGGAUUUGGAUUUGAAGAUUAAAAAUAUUGUCAGUUCUCAACAAGAGGGCGGCGCUCUGGGCCCCACUGACAUAAGCCCUGCACGGCCGAAAGCUCAUGCCAUCAACCACGGCACUGCCUACUGCGGCAGGGACACUGUGAAAGCCUUACUGGUUCUUCUGGAUGAAGCAGCAGCCAGCGUGCCUGCCGGAAACAAAGCGGAGCUUUUGUACGGCGACGGGAGCACAGCCCGCUGCGACGGGAUGUCUGUCCUCACACUCUUCAGCUCUCCUACACGAGUGGAUAAUUCAUUGAUGAAACCCCUAAGAGAACGCAUCAGUAAGUCUGUGCAAGAGAAGAAAAUCAAGAUGAAGCAAACCUUAAUUAGAUCCCAGUUUUCUUGUACUUAUAAGGAUGAUUGCUUGAUAAGCAAGGAUAAGCAGAAUAACAUUAAGUCAGCAGUGAAGCCUUUGUGUGUUCUUCACGGGAAAAACGGCCCUUCUGAGGGUGUAGAUUCCUCUCUUGGAAGACCAACAAUUGGAACACAUUCUGGAAAUGUGCAUCUGGACAGAAGUAAAAAUGACCAAGGAUCAGGAAAAUCAAAUAGUCAGGCAGGAAAUAAAAGCUCCAAAAGGAAGCAGGUGGAUUUCAACGGUGAAAACAUUUUCUGUGAUGAUGGCAAUCAGCCACCUCGACAUAAAAGUGUUAAGAUGCCUGAAAUGUCAGGGGACUUGCGGAAGAAGCCUUUAGCCAGAGCAGCGAAAGGCGGCGCGCGUGCUCCCAGGACCAAGCUGAUCAGCGGCCAGACAAGGCUAACGCAGUUUUUUAUGCUGUGAUUCUGUCUUUGAUGU
Octodon degus (degu) is the source of this 1816-nucleotide messenger RNA. RefSeq names its product PARP1 binding protein (gene Parpbp). Bases 71 to 1801 code for a protein of 576 amino acids. Gene Ontology annotation, cellular component: chromatin. The record is from RefSeq and is a predicted model, not a curated record. Gene Ontology annotation, biological process: negative regulation of double-strand break repair via homologous recombination. NCBI's taxonomy places the organism in Eukaryota, Metazoa, Chordata, Mammalia, Rodentia, Octodontidae. The transcript is spliced from 11 exons.